CACACAGUGCGCAGGCGCAGUUUGUAGGUGCCAUAGUAACCAGAGCCUACUGGCAGCUGUUAGCGCUAGAGCAGACAUCAGCGGUCAACAUGGCCAAGCCAACCACCUUGAAAGAAGCUUUAGCCAAAUGGGAAGAGAAGAGCGGGGAGAAACCAAGCGAGGCAAAAGAAGUUAAACUGUACGGUCUGAUUCCCCCUAUAGAGAAGAUGGAUAACUCUCUCAAUGCAUUGGUCUUGUGCGAGAAGCUGUCUCUGGCCACAAACGCUAUUGAGAAAAUAACCAAUCUCAAUGCUCUCAAGAACUUGAAGAUACUUUCAUUAAGCAGAAAUAAUAUAAAAAGUCUUGUAGGGUUGGAGGCGGUUGGAGACACUUUGGUGGAGUUAUGGAUUUCCUACAAUUCAAUAGACAAACUGAAAGGCAUCAGCUCCUUGCAUAAAAUGAAAGUCCUCUACAUGUCCAACAACCUUGUUAAAGAUUGGGCAGAGUUUGUGAGGCUUGCUGACCUGCCCAGCUUGGUGGACCUGGUUUUUAAUGGAAACCCGCUGCAGGAGAAGCAUUCCACAGAGGGAAGCUGGAUGGACGAAGCCUCCAAAAGGCUUCCUAAUCUAAAGAAACUAGACGGGAUUCCCAUCAUCAAGGAGUUGGACGAAUAAGAGGCAACAAGCAAAAGAAAGA
Molecule: messenger RNA, 675 nt
Organism: Gambusia affinis (western mosquitofish)
Lineage: Eukaryota; Metazoa; Chordata; Actinopteri; Cyprinodontiformes; Poeciliidae
Gene: dnal1
Product: dynein, axonemal, light chain 1
Exons: 8
Coding region: 90-653 (187 amino acids)
Cellular component (GO): cytoplasm
Molecular function (GO): protein kinase binding
Source: RefSeq, a predicted model, not a curated record